GGUGUAUAUGUAAGCACAUGUAACCUUCACAUUAAUUUCCUUUACUUGCCACCUAUAUGCUUCUAUCCGUUCAUACCCAAGACAUUAAACUCUCCCAUCUUUUCUCUCUCUUCAUAAUUUUUCCAUGUAACUGUUUGAUUAGCUUCAAAUCUACAUAACAACAUGGAGAUUGAAGCAGCAAGUGGUAGCAACAACAAAGGAUACAACAUGGAUGAGAGUGAUGAGGAAGCAUAUUGUGGCCUUAAUAGAGGAAGUUUCUUAGCAUGGGAAGAUCUAAGAGUUAUGUUGCCAAAUUUUGGGAAAGGACCAACCAAGAGGUUACUUAAUGGGUUAAAUGGUUUUGCUGAGCCUGGUAGAAUCAUGGCUAUUAUGGGUCCUUCUGGCUCUGGAAAAUCCACUUUGCUUGAUACACUUGCAGGUAGACUUGCAAAAAAUGUGGUAAUGACAGGAAAUGUUUUUCUCAAUGGGAAGAAAAAAACUCCAGGCUAUGGUUUUGUUGCAUACGUAACACAAGAAGAUGUGUUGUUAGGAACUCUUACAGUGAAAGAAACAAUAACAUAUUCAGCACAUUUACGUCUUCCAUCAACAAUGUCCAAAGAAGAAAUCAACGGCUUAGUUGAUGCAACAAUCAUUGAAAUGGGUCUCCAUGACUGUGCAGAUAGGUUAAUAGGUAACUGGCAUUUGAGAGGUAUAAGUGGUGGCGAAAGGAAAAGAACUAGCAUUGCACUUGAGAUUCUCACAAGGCCUCGGUUGCUGUUUCUUGAUGAACCGACUAGUGGUUUGGACAGUGCUUCUGCAUUUUUUGUUGUCCAAACUCUUAGAAAUGUUGCUCGUGAUGGAAGGACUGUUAUUUCUUCUAUUCAUCAGCCUAGCAGUGAAGUCUUUGCACUUUUUGAUGAUCUUUUCUUGCUCUCUGGUGGUGAAACUGUUUAUUUUGGUGAAGCUAAAAUGGCAAUCGAGUUUUUUGCUGAAGCUGGUUUCCCUUGUCCACGUAAAAGAAAUCCUUCUGAUCACUUCCUAAGAUGCAUCAAUUCUGACUUCGACGUUGUAACGGCUACACUGAAGGGAUCUCAAAGGAUUCCUGAUGUUCCAAAUUCAGCAGAUCCUUUCAUGAAUUUGGCUACAGCACAAAUUAAGUCAAUGCUAGUUGAGAGAUUUAAGCGUUCAACGUAUGCCAGAAGGGUAAAAGACAAGAUUCAAGAACAAUCAACCAAUGAAGGGCUUGAAACUGAGAUAAACCUUGGAAGCCAAGCUAGUUGGUGGAAGCAACUCAAAACACUGACAAGGAGAUCAUUUGUGAACAUGUGCAGAGAUGUUGGUUACUACUGGCUGAGGAUUAUGAUCUAUAUCAUUGUAUCUAUAUGUGUUGGAACCAUCUAUUUUGAUGUUGGCUACGGCUACACUUCCAUCUUGGCUCGUGGUGCCUGUGGUGCAUUUAUAUCAGGAUUUAUGACUUUCAUGUCAAUUGGAGGCUUUCCAUCUUUUAUUGAAGAAAUGAAGGUAUUUUAUAGAGAAAGGAUGAAUGGAUAUUAUGGUGUAGCAGCAUUUAUUUUAUCAAACUUUCUUUCAUCAUUCCCAUUCUUGGUUGCUAUUGCUCUUACUUCUUGCACAAUCACAUAUAACAUGGUGAAAUUCAGACCCGGAUUCAUUCACUAUGCGUUUUUCACUAUUAACAUCUACGGAUGCAUCUCAGUGAUUGAGAGUCUCAUGAUGGUUGUAGCUGCACUUGUUCCAAAUUUUCUCAUGGGAAUCAUUACAGGAGCUGGAAUCAUUGGAAUCAUGAUGAUGACCUCUGGAUUCUUUAGGUUGCUAUCUGAUCUUCCAAAACCUGUUUGGCGCUAUCCAAUUUCAUAUAUCAGUUACGGUGCAUGGGCGAUACAGGGUUCAUACAAGAAUGACUUGCUUGGUCUUGAGUUUGAUCCACUGCUCCCGGGUAACCCAAAACUGACAGGAGAAUAUGUGAUAACACACAUGUUGGGGAUUGAAUUAAGCCAUUCCAAGUGGUGGGACUUGGCAGCACUUUUUCUCCUUCUCUUAGGUUACAGGAUAUUGUUCUUUGUUGUUCUCAAGUUCAAGGAAAGAGCAUCACCAUUAUAUAGAAAACUUGCUGCCAAAAGAACCAUACAACAGCUUGAGAAAAGACCUUCUUUCAGGAAAAUGCCAUCUGUUACUACUUCCAGGAGGCAUCAACCACUUCAUUCACUAUCUUCUCAAGAGGGUCUUGAUUCUCCACUCCACACCUAGAAGAAGAACAACUACAAAGAAGAGGAAUAUAUAUAGUUAUAUAAUUGAAUUCUGCUGGAUUUUCAGAUAUUGAUUGGUUGCUUUCAUAUGACACACAAAAUUUGCAUUUGCUUUAUUAGUAUUAGUUUAUAUGUAUAGGGGAAAUGUUUCAUAACUGUUCCAAUUAAGAUAAGAAAAAUGGAACAUUUGUGUCCUUGGAUUACAUUUUUAAAAAAAUUAAAUUCUGAGAUUGAAUAAUGUCUUGUA
Molecule: messenger RNA, 2490 nt
Organism: Medicago truncatula (barrel medic)
Lineage: Eukaryota; Viridiplantae; Streptophyta; Magnoliopsida; Fabales; Fabaceae
Product: ABC transporter G family member 15
Exons: 10
Coding region: 163-2244 (693 amino acids)
Cellular component (GO): membrane
Molecular function (GO): ATP hydrolysis activity; ATP binding; ABC-type transporter activity
Source: RefSeq, a predicted model, not a curated record